AUGUUGAAGCUGAAGAGCCCGUACCCAGAGCAAGGGGGAUUCGCUUCCCUGGCCCACGUGCCCUCUUUCCAGCUGGAGCACAGCUACCCACAGCACAUGGAUGGCAAUGGGAGUUUGAAUGGCAGUGAUGGCGGGCAGAAAGAGGGCCUUCCUUACCCCUUGCCCACUACCUUAGCCCUCAUCUUCCUGGCCACGCUGCUGAUGCUCUUCACCAUUUUUGGCAAUGUAUUAGUUAUCAUUGCUGUCUUCACCAGCCGGAUGCUGAGGGCCCCUCAGAACCUCUUUUUGGUUUCCUUGGCCUCAGCAGACAUCCUGGUGGCCACCUUGGUCAUUCCGUUUUCUCUUGCCAACGAGGUGAUGGGCCAGUGGUAUUUUGGGAAGGUAUGGUGUGAAAUCUACCUGGCUUUGGAUGUACUCUUCUGCACCUCUUCCAUUGUGCAUCUCUGCGCCAUCAGCUUGGAUCGCUACUGGUCCAUUACGCAGGCCAUUGAGUACAACCUCAAGCGCACACCACGCCGCAUCAAAAGCAUCAUCUUCCUGGUUUGGGUCAUCUCAGCUGUCAUCUCUUUCCCACCGCUUAUCUCCAUUAUGAAGCAGGGUGAGCCUGAGAGUCAGCUCCGUGAACAAACAGAAUUGAAACCUGAGAACAAGUUGCCAAGCUGCAGUAUCAACAAGGAACCCUGGUACAUCAUCUGUUCUAGCAUUGGUUCCUUCUUUGCUCCCUGCCUUAUCAUGAUCCUGGUCUACAUCCGUAUCUACCAGAUUGCAAAAAGGAGGUCUCGAGUGCCUCUCAACAAGCGAGGGGAGACUGUAGAGAGAAGACAGAAUGGAUUGGAUGACAAAGACGAUAUGCCUGCAAUAACCAAGCUCAAUGGGGGGAAGACAGCAUUGGCAGGAAGGAGCCAGGAAGCAGAAGUCAAUGGUAUAGACCUGGAGGACACGUCUUCUUCAGAGCACAAUGACACCCCUCAGCCUAGGAAAGCAGAAAGGCUCCCCAGAAAUAAGGGCAAAACCAAACUCUGCCAAAUUAAGCCUGGGGACAAUUUGCCUAACCAAGUAGAAGAGGAUAGGAAUGCCAAAGCUUCACGAUGGAGGGGUAGACAGAACCGAGAAAAACGCUUCACCUUCGUACUUGCAGUAGUGAUUGGAGUUUUUGUUGUCUGCUGGUUUCCUUUCUUCUUCACUUACACAUUGACUGCUGUUUGCAACAGCUGCCAUGUUCCUGAUACCCUCUUCAACUUCUUCUUCUGGUUUGGUUAUUGCAACAGUUCCCUGAAUCCUGUCAUCUAUACUAUCUUCAACCAUGAUUUUAGGAGGUCCUUUAAAAAGAUUCUCUGCAGAAUAGACCGGAAAAGAAUUGGGUGA
Protobothrops mucrosquamatus (brown spotted pit viper) is the source of this 1365-nucleotide messenger RNA. It is a transcript of the gene ADRA2A, whose product is annotated as adrenoceptor alpha 2A. NCBI's taxonomy places the organism in Eukaryota, Metazoa, Chordata, Lepidosauria, Squamata, Viperidae. Gene Ontology annotation, cellular component: membrane. Gene Ontology annotation, biological process: adenylate cyclase-activating adrenergic receptor signaling pathway. The record is from RefSeq and is a predicted model, not a curated record. Gene Ontology annotation, molecular function: adrenergic receptor activity. The coding region runs from base 1 to 1365 and encodes 454 amino acids. The transcript has a single exon.